This is a messenger RNA of Oncorhynchus masou masou (cherry salmon), 2937 nucleotides long. It is a transcript of the gene zbtb40, whose product is annotated as zinc finger and BTB domain containing 40. Gene Ontology annotation, cellular component: nucleus. The transcript has 13 exons. Gene Ontology annotation, molecular function: DNA-binding transcription factor activity, RNA polymerase II-specific; protein binding. NCBI's taxonomy places the organism in Eukaryota, Metazoa, Chordata, Actinopteri, Salmoniformes, Salmonidae. The record is from RefSeq and is a predicted model, not a curated record. The coding region runs from base 142 to 2748 and encodes 868 amino acids. Gene Ontology annotation, biological process: regulation of transcription by RNA polymerase II.
AGCAAUCGCCAUUUCAAAAUACCGAAGCUUUAUUGGGCUGUUUAGUUUGUUCAUCGACGGAGUUUAAAUAAAGAGCCGGAUUAUUUGAAUAACAGUCAAGGUAAAGAGAACGAGGAGUUGUUUUCUGGUAGACUGGUUGUGAUGGAGCUGCCCAACUACAGCAGGCAGCUGAUGCAGCAGCUCCGCGCCCUGAGGAAGGAGAGUCAGUUCUGUGACUGCUCUAUUCUGGUGGGGGACACACCCCAUCGCGCCCACAAACUGGUGCUGGCUGCCUCCAGUCUGCUCUUUAGGUCUCUGCUGGAGGGCUCGGACAGCAUCUCCAUUGACACAGCUGUGGUGUCGUCCCCGGAGUUCUCCUGCCUGCUGGACAUGGUGUACACCGGAAAGCUGCCCCCAGGGAAACACAACUUCACCCGCAUCAUUGCCGCCGCAGACAGCCUGCAGAUGUUUGACGUAGCUGUGGGCUGCAAGAACAUUCUCACCAACCUGAUGAAUCAGUCGACGACCACCACACACACUACACAACCAGCCUCACCGACCUCACCACCCGCCAUCACCACCCAACCACAGCUCCAGAGCCAAGAGGCCGAGCACACAGCUUCCCCAGAAACAGCUGUACCUAGCAUGGGAGAGGAUGGUAUGAAGAUUGACCCCUCUGGAGCCCAGGGGAAGGAAGAGGUGGAAGAGGCAGGUUUGGAGAGUGAAGUGACUACAGCAGCCACACAGAGCGAGCCAGUGAAUGUGAAAGAGGAGAGGAAAGAGAAGGAUGGGCCACCAUCUAAAAGAGCUCGCCUUCAACUUCCAGAGAGCACAGCUGACGUGGACCCCAUGUCCCAGGGAGGAGUCAAGAUGGAUACAGGGGUGGUGGAUGUGCGGCAGUGGCUCAGAGCACUGCAGACCUGGGACGGCAUCUCCACCGAGGAGAGACAGGUGAUACUGUCCUGCAGUGAGGGGGAUCCAGGGGGUCCUGCUGUGUUUCAGAGGCUUCAAGGCAGGGUGAAGGAGCAGAGGAGUCUCUCAGCCCAGACACUACUCACGCUGAUGGGUCUGCUUAAGGAGUUUCACCCCAAUCUGGCAACCCAGCUGCAUGAGCACACUCAGCAAGGAGAGGACACCAGCCAGGGAGCUACAGGCUCCGAGGCUGAAGAGCCGGAGGAGCAGCCCCUGUCGCCCACUACUGCCGACGCAGACACCGUCGAGGAGGAAGAAGAAGAGGAGGAGAUUGAAGAGGACGGUGAGAAAGAAGGAGAAGGGGAGAGGAAGACUAGAUCCAGAGCUAAGCGCUCCUCCCCCUCUCGUCCGUACUUGUGUCGCUGGUGCAGUAAGGCCUUUGGUUUUAAGUGUCGUAUGGUGGCCCACACCAAGCGCUGCACCAUGUCCAAGGAAGCUAGGCUGCAGUGCCCUGAGUGCCCAGAGGAGCUGCCCACAUCGCGGGCACUACAGCUCCACCGCAACAAGGCCCACCCAGAGUCCAAAGCCGCCAAAAAGAAACGGCCGCAGGUGUCCUGUGAUAUGUGUGGUAGGACCUUCGCUCACCCCUCAGGUAUGCUGUACCACAAACGCACAGAGCACUUUGAGGAGAAGCCGUUUGCGUGUGAGGAGUGCGGGGCCAAGUUUGGGGCCAACUCGUCUCUGAAGAACCACAUGCGACUGCACACUGGAGAGAAGCCUUACCACUGCAAAAACUGUGACAUGAGCUUUAGUGUGGCUGCCGCUCUGGCCUACCACACCAAGAAGAAACACUCCGAGGGUAAAAUGUAUUCAUGUCAGUACUGCGAGGCUCUGUUUGCCCAGUCCAUUGAGCUGACGCGUCACGUGCGCACACACACCGGAGACAAGCCCUACGUAUGCAGGGAGUGUGGCAAAGGCUUCAGCCAGGCCAACGGGCUCUCUGCUCACCUACAGACCUCUCACAACAUCUCUGAGCCUCAUGACUGUCAGAAGUGUCGUCUCAGUUUCUCCACACUGGAGGACCACAGGAAGCACAUCCAGGAGUGUCACCCGAAGGAGUACCACCGGUGUCCUGAGUGCAACAAGAUGUUCACCAACCCCUCCCUGCUGGAGAAACACAUAGCCGUCCACGCUGGGGGCAAACCAUUCAGCUGCAAGCUCUGCCAGAAGUCCUACCAGCAAAUGUCGGGACUGUGGUAUCAUAACCGUACCAACCACCCGGAAGUGUUUGCUGGUCAGACCCACCGGCAGCUCAAGUCUCUGCUGCAGUGCAGCGUGUGCUGCAAGUUCCUCCACAGUGCCAGUAGCCUGGCUAAGCACCAGAAGACAGAGCACACAGGCAUGUUUGAUUCUGACGGGCUGCUGGUGGGGAAUCCGGACCUGCAAUCAGACUUGUCAGUGGUGAAGUGCCUGUACUGUCCUGGCCUGUUCCCCAGCGAGGCUGAGAUGCAGGAGCACGCCAGCACUGAGCAUUUCAGCCAAGAAGGGGCAGCAUUCGGCUGUUCUCUCUGCCCGCUGGUCUGCCCCUCCCAGCUUCAGCUCCAGGAGCACUUCCUUUCCUGCCACAUAGGGACAAUAGAGGAGCAGGAGCAGGCCUCCACCUCUCAGAUGGUGAUUGAGACAGAGGAGGACCCCGCUGGCAUGGCGGGACAAGUGAUAUCUGUGGACCAAUCCCAGCAGGUGUAUGUUGCCCUGGGAGACGCGGAGGACGGUCACUCCAGCACUGAGGUGAUGGCGGUCAGCAUGGAGGAUUUGUUGAACGGAACCGUCACUUUCAUUUGUGGGGAGGGCCAGUGACGCCUAACCUCUAGUCUCUACUUCCUGGUGAAGUAUGAACUGUCCUAGCAACAUUGGGCAGCUUGGAAUGAAUAAAACUAACUUAUGCUACACCAAGGGACACUGGUUUUGUAUCCUGUUUGAUUUGUAAAUAUUGAGAAGUGUGUACGUUGAUACAUUAAGCAAUGAAGUGUAACCUCUAAACCCUCA